Monomorium pharaonis (pharaoh ant) is the source of this 7255-nucleotide messenger RNA. It is a transcript of the gene kkv, whose product is annotated as chitin synthase chs-2. The record is from RefSeq and is a predicted model, not a curated record. Gene Ontology annotation, cellular component: cell septum; cell periphery. Gene Ontology annotation, molecular function: chitin synthase activity. The transcript has 20 exons. Bases 1967 to 6667 code for a protein of 1566 amino acids. Lineage: Eukaryota; Metazoa; Arthropoda; Insecta; Hymenoptera; Formicidae.
AUUUUUACAUAAAAAUAAAAAAUAUUUCAGAGAGAGUCAUUAUUUCUUACGGAAUUUACGUAUCUUUUGGUUUGAGCAAUGACUCUCGGACACUAAAAUUUCUUAUUUACAAUAGAAUUUAUUUAUCUUAGGAAUUAAAAUUUUUAUCAUUUGUCAUACGAUUAAUCAAGGCAUUUUUUUGUUAUCAUUUUUAUCUUUCUCCUGGAGGCCGUUAAAAUUUUUUACGUUUAUAGAUUCUGUGACAAAAUUCAUGACUAAAUGAAAAAAACCUUGUACAAUUUUCCAUUGAACCGAUUAGCAAUCUUCGUAACACUAAACUGGAGAAUUGCAAAUUUGCUCUCAAACUCGGUCUGCAAUCUCGUAUUACUUAAAAUUUGUUAUUAAUAAUUACUGAUUUUUUUUUAUUUCGAAGUGCACAACACGAUCUGACGGUACAUGACAGCGACAUACGAGUGUUUGAUCCCGAUCUCGACUGUGCACACUUUCUUUCACGUAGGCAAACGUUUCUCUAUUGCUCUUAUCGUUUUGUCACGAGUAUAGUAUGCACUUUAAACUCCAAUGAGACAAGUGUACCUCUAGAUACUCGGAGGGACACACAUACGUCAAGUGUCAUUUUAAUCCCUCCGACUUGCUUAUUUAAAAUUAAGAAACCACAUGUCUUUAAAACUAAUAUUAAUAAAAAAAUUAUUUCUGUAAACGUGUUCUAUUUUUAAAUACAAAAAAAUGUAUUUCUUCUAUUUAUAAAUCUUGGACAAUAAUAAAAAAAUUGUGUACGACAUUUCAGUGCAUUGUUUUUUCGAAACUAAACAAAAACUACGGAGAAUUGUCGCCAGAACUGUCAUAAUUACCCAGCACGACAACUUUAUUCGAAUGUCGUGCUGAUUUCGCGCAUUUAAAAUUAUGUGCACAAUUUUAAACGCUAGAACUCUGUUUAAAAACAAUAUCAAAGCACAGAGCUAUACGGGAACCACCGAGAUUUGUCGACAAAAUUGUCAGAACUAUCCAGCGACACAUUUUUUCGUGUGUCGUGCUGAUUUCGCGCAUUUAAAAUUAUGUGCAAAAUUGUUUCUAUUUAAUAUCUUUCUUUGUAUAUUUUCCUUAUCGCGACAGCUAAGGAAGCAGCUUCCGGGACUUUUCCGAGGCUACCGUUCGCCCCGCGUACCGGCAGAACGAUCGCGCGGGACGCAAAACGAGUUGCCGGUCCGCAGGCGGCGUCCACUUUGACAUUCCGUGCGAGAGUUCGGAGAUCGCGCGAGAAGAAAACGACAGACGUCGUCGCUUGACCCUCGUCGACCCGCGGACCAAGAGAGAUCCCCAGUUGGCGGGUCGAAAAGCCGGAUGGACAACGUCAGUUGUCAAAUUCGCAAGGGGAAGAAAAAUCGAGAAAGAAGAAGAGAAACAACCGGACUCCGAAAUGGCCGGACAACGGCGAGCCCGCCGCGAGAGUCAUCGCGUCCCUCGCGUUGAAAUCUCUCACUUUUGCUUCGCCACUCGGCUCUCGCCUCUCUACCUACUCUCUCGUGAAAGUGCAGGCGCCGCGACGGCGGGCGGGAGGGGGAGGCCCUCCUCGGGAACUGCCUCCGGUACCUUGGUAGACGUUGCCACGGCAGUCGUCGUUCGGCCGACGUUCACCUCGACUCCGCUUUCACCUGGGGCCGUUCCCGGGCGUUCAUCCUCUCGCGCCGGAUUCUCUCGUCGCCGUCGCGACGCCUUUCCUCCGCCCGUCAUCCGGAGUUGCCAGAUGACACUCACCAGGGCUCCACGUUGCUCGCGUUCCACGUAAACGGAUAUACGGCACAAGUGGGAGAGAGAAGAGAGAGAGAGAGAGAGAGAGAGAGAGAAGAAGUGAAUCAACCAGGAAGCAACGGAUGCGACCCCUCGGUUCGAUCCGUCGACUAUGACCGCCAGCGUCGCGAGGAUAUCGGGAAUCAGGAUUCAAUAGAAAGCGAGUCGUCCAAUUAGCAGAAUGGCGAAGAAUCAACAUCAGAAUGGCGUAAUACCGGGAGGCGGCAUGGUGACUGGCCCGGAUGAUUUUUCAGAUGGUGAAAGCACUCCUCUGACUCAGGACUACGUCGGAAGCCAACGCACGAUUGUCGAGACGAAAGGAUGGGACGUCUUCCGGAAUCCGCCAAUGAAGAUCGACUCGAACUCGGGCUCCAUGGCAAACCAGAAAUGCCUGGAGAGGAUGGUGCAGGUGAUCAAGGUCCUCGUCUACCUGCUCGUGUUCGUCAUAGUGUUGGGAAGCGGCGUGGUCGCCAAGGGCACGAUUCUCUUCAUGACGUCGCAGCUACGGCAGGACAGAAGAAUACUCUAUUGCAACAGGCAAUUAGACCGGGAGAACCAGUACAUAGUGACACUGCCCGAGGAGGAGAGGAUCGCAUGGAUAUGGUGCAUAAUAAUCGCAUUCGCGGUGCCCGAGUUCGGCACCCUGGCGCGCAGCCUCCGCAUGUGCAUCUUCAAGUCGUGGAAGAAACCGCAGCUGACGCACUUUCUCGUGGUCUCCAUCAUGGAGACGUUUCACGUGGUGGGCUUGGCCCUGAUGUUCCUGGCGGUGCUUCCGGAAUUGGACGUCGUCAAGGGGGCGAUGUUGACCAACUGCGUGUGCUUCGUUCCCGGAUUGCUGGGCCUACUUUCCCGUAACAAAAGUAAGGACGAAUCCAAGCGGUUCGUUCUGGUUCUCGUCGAUAUCGCCGCACUGGCCGCCCAGGCGACCAGCUUCGUCCUAUGGCCCUUCCUGGACGGCUCGAGGCGAACCCUAUGGCUGAUUCCCAUCGCGCUGCUUCUCGUCUCGUGCGGCUGGUGGGAAAAUUACGUCUCCACGCAGAGUCGGAUCGGUCUAAUUAGAUCGCUCGGCAGAGUGAAGAAAGAAAUGCGACUGACUCGCUACUUCACGUACAUGCUGGUGUCCGUCUGGAAGAUCGUGGGGUUCUUCAUCAGCACGACACUGAUACUGCACCUCAAAGGGGACAAUGUCGGGAAUCUCUUCACCAUGUUCAGCAGCGCGUUCGGCGACCACAAGAUCACCGUCACGUCUAUCAAGCCGUUCUCGGCAAACCUGCCCGAUCUCGCGGAGAUUCUAACGGGCAACAUUACCGAGGUCGUCAACGCUGACUUCAACACACCCAUCUACGUCCUCCUGCUACAGAUCGCCGGCGCUUACUUCGCUUAUAUAUUUGGCAAGUUCGCGUGCAAGAUCCUGAUCCAAGGGUUCAGUUACGCGUUUCCAGUGAAUCUCACGAUACCGGUGUCGAUCUCGCUGCUGAUUGCCGCAUGCGGUCUCCGCAACAACGAUCCGUGCUUCUUCCACGGCACCAUACCGGACUACCUGUUUUACGAGUCGCCGCUGCCAAACUUCCUCAACGACUUCGUGUCGAAGCAGUACGCCUGGGUAUGGCUGCUGUGGCUGCUGUCGCAGACCUGGAUCACCCUGCACAUCUGGACGCCCAAAUGCGAGCGUCUCGCGUCCACGGAGAAGCUCUUCGUCGUGCCGAUGUACGACUCUCUGCUGAUCGACCAGUCGAUGGGCCUCAAUCGACGAAGGGACGAUCAGCCGGAAGUCAAGGUCGAGGAUCUUGCGGAGAUAGAGAAGGAGAAAGGUGACGGCGAUUACGAGACGAUCUACGAGCAGACGGACGGCUCGACCACACCUCCGUCCGCGGUGAAAAACAGCGAUCACGUAACCAGGAUCUACGCUUGCGCUACCAUGUGGCACGAGAACAAGGAGGAGAUGAUGGAAUUCCUGAAGAGUAUCCUGCGCCUGGACGAGGACCAGUGCGCGCGGCGCGUCGCUCAGAAAUACCUCAAAGUCGUCGAUCCCGACUACUACGAAUUCGAAACUCAUAUAUUCUUCGACGACGCGUUUGAGCUGUCCGACCACGACGAGAACGAGUCGCAGGUGAACCGAUUCGUGAAGUUGCUGGUAGCAACGGUGGACGAGGCCGCGUCGGACGUACACAAAACGAGAAUGCACGUGAGAGCACCUAAAAAGUACCCUACUCCGUAUGGCGGACGAUUGGUGUGGACUCUUCCCGGAAAGACGAAGAUGAUCGCUCAUCUGAAGGACAAGAGCAAGAUCCGACACAGGAAGCGAUGGAGUCAGGUAAUGUACAUGUAUUACCUGCUGGGCCAUCGGCUUAUGGAAUUACCGAUUAGCGUCGAUCGCAAGGAGGUCAUUGCCGAGAAUACGUUUCUGUUAACGCUCGACGGCGAUAUCGACUUUCAACCGGCCGCGGUGAAGCUCCUCGUGGACCUGAUGAAGAAGAAUAAGAACCUCGGCGCCGCCUGCGGUCGCAUUCAUCCGGUCGGAUCCGGGCCUAUGGUGUGGUACCAAAUGUUCGAGUAUGCGAUCGGUCACUGGCUGCAAAAGGCGACCGAGCACAUGAUCGGCUGCGUGCUCUGUAGCCCCGGAUGCUUCUCGCUGUUCCGCGGCAAGGCACUGAUGGACGACAACGUGAUGAAGAAAUACACGACGAAAUCCGACGAGGCGAGACACUACGUGCAAUACGAUCAGGGAGAGGACCGUUGGCUGUGCACGUUGCUGCUGCAACGAGGCUACAGGGUGGAAUAUUCCGCAGCGAGUGACGCUUAUACCCACGCACCGGAAGGCUUUAACGAGUUUUACAACCAACGGCGCCGUUGGGUGCCCUCCACCAUUGCAAAUAUUAUGGAUCUACUGAUGGACGCGAAACGCACGAUCAAAAUCAACGACAAUAUUUCGCUGCCUUACAUCUCUUAUCAAAUUUUACUGAUGGGUGGUACAAUUCUGGGACCUGGCACAAUCUUCCUCAUGUUGGUGGGUGCCUUCGUGGCGGCCUUCAAAAUCGACAACUGGACCAGCUUCUACUACAAUAUCAUUCCCAUCUUGCUGUUCAUGAUCGUCUGCUUCACGUGCAAAUCGAACGUACAGCUUUUAUGCGCCCAGAUCCUGUCAACGGGGUACGCGAUGAUCAUGAUGGCAGUGAUCGUAGGUACCGCCCUACAGCUCGGCGAGGACGGCAUAGGCUCGCCCUCGGCGAUCUUCCUAAUAUCAUUGUCGGGUUCAUUCUUCAUAGCAGCCUGUCUACACCCGCAAGAAUUCUGGUGCAUCGUGCCCGGCAUCAUAUACUUGUUGUCCAUUCCGUCUAUGUACUUGCUCCUCAUACUGUACUCCAUCAUCAAUCUUAAUGUCGUAUCCUGGGGCACCAGGGAGGUCCAAACGAAAAAGACCAAGAAGGAACUCGAACAAGAGAAGCGGGAGGCAGAGGAGGCGAAGCGCAAGGCCAAGCAGAAGUCUCUGCUGGGCUUCCUGCAGAACGGCGCGGGUACCAACGACGACGAUCAGGGUUCCAUCGAAAUCUCGCUGGCCGGCUUGUUCAAAUGCUUGCUGUGCACUCACGGCAAGCCGUCUGCCGAAAAGCAGCAGCUCGUGGCGAUCGCGGAAUCGCUUGAGCAGCUCGGCAAGCGACUCGAGACCAUCGAGAGAGCGGUGGAUCCUCACAGCCACGGACGGCGAAGAGCCUCUUCCGUGGGUUCACGCACCGCCGACCACCUAGGUGCCAUCGGCGAGGGUCCCGAGGACGACGAAGGCAGCGAGACGGAGACAGUGACCAGUCAGAACACCGAGGGUAACCGCGACGGCAGCAACUUCCUCUCACGGCCAUAUUGGCUGAACGACGACGGCCUGAAGAAGGGCGAGGUGGACGUGCUGUCGCUGCAGGAGGAGCAGUUCUGGAAGGACCUGCUGGAAAAGUAUCUCUACCCGAUCGACGAAGACAAGACGGAGAAGGCACGAGUCGCCAAAGAUCUAAAGGACCUACGCGACCAGAGCGUCUUUGCGUUCUUUAUGAUGAACGCCCUCUUCGUCCUGAUCGUCUUUCUGCUGCAAUUGAACAAAGACUUGUUGCACAUCAAGUGGCCAUUCGGCAUCAAGACGAACGUCACAUAUGACCAUACCACCAUGGAGGUGCACAUAUCGAAGGAGUACCUGCAACUCGAGCCGAUUGGUCUUGUGUUCGUCUUCUUCUUCGCGCUGAUAUUGGUCAUACAGUUCACCGCGAUGCUGUUCCACCGAUUCGGCACGCUGGCCCACAUUCUGGCCAGCACCAGCCUAGACUGCUGCAAGAAGACGAAGGAUCUCUCCGAGGAAGCUUUGCUGUCGAAACACGCGGUGGACAUAGUGAGAGAUCUUCAGAGACUGGACGGGAUAGAAGGCGACUACGAGGAGGGCAGUGGUAGCGGGCCCGGUAGACGGAAAACGAUCCGAAACCUGGAGAAGAGCCGCAGGAAGACGCAGGCGAUCAACACGCUCGACGUGGCCUUCAGGCAACGUUUCUUCAGCAUGAACGAGAACGCGGGCUUGUCGAGGAACAUGUCGACGCGUCGCGAGGCGUUUAAGGCGUUCGAGGGCAGGCGCAACAGCAUAAUGGCGAUGCGCCGGAAGUCGCAGAUGCAGACCCUGGGCGCGAACAACAUAUACGGCAUGGCGGGCAACCCCCUCGGGAUCCAGGGUCGGCCGUCCCGCAGCAGUCAGAUAUCCGUGAAGGACGUGUUCGAGGGCCACCCGGCCGCGACGUCCGGGGGCCACGUGAACGCCGGCUACGAGGGCGACGACAGCCCCGGUAACAGCCUGCGGCUGCAGAACCUCGGCGGCAAUCAGGUCACGUGGCGAGAGGCGAACUCUAACGUGUGAUUGGGAGUUAACCACGUCCGUCCUGGCCUCUUCGUAGCGAUAGAUUUAAAAAAAAAAAAGAACGAAGAAUUUAUUUAUCCGGCAAAUUUAUUUAUCGACUAGCUCGUUUCCGAGUCAAACCUCUCUAACGAAUCUCUGAAAAGUUGCACGAAGGUAUUGUCGUGCUCCUCGCAAUUUCGACCCUCGGUGUCCUUCUUUUCCUCAGCGCGAAUGAAGGGCCGUUCUCGAGAUUGUGUGAAAUCGCCGACGCUACUCGGCAAUUGUAAUGAAAAUCAGCGUGCGGAUUUGAAAAGAAAUGAAUAUUGGACUACUUAGAAAUGAGUUUUUCAAGUUACGAGCUGAUCAAGAGGAUCCACGUGAUUUUUAAGAGAAAUUAACUGUAUUUACCACGAAAUAAUUUAUAAUUUUACAAAUACAAGGAAGAAAGAGCGGCACGCGAAUUUAGCUAAUGUAGCACAAUCGUACAUCUUUUUCACGUACGUUCCCUCUAGAAUACAUUUUACAUAUUUUUUAAAAUAUUUUUUACAUUCUACCAUCGCUCUUCAUAAGCUCUUUCUUGUCAUUCAUAUCGCAUUUAUUCGAGAUCCA